Symbiodinium sp. CCMP2592 is the source of this 1998-nucleotide messenger RNA. The record is from the annotation of a GenBank genome assembly. NCBI's taxonomy places the organism in Eukaryota, Dinophyceae, Suessiales, Symbiodiniaceae.
AUGGCAAUGGAGAUCUCUUCGGAGGAGGAAGCGGCACCGGAUGCCGUCGGCUCUUCCCUCGGUCUUGCAGGAGCUGUCGUUGCCUCUGAGUCCAGCUCUUCCAGCAGACAAGGCACGUUUGGCCUGCAAGCUUCUCUUCGGCGGUUCUUCCAGCCCUCUCACCCAGAAGCUCAGAAGCCAGUGCGGUUCCUUCCCGGCAAGCAGGGCGGUCGGCCCCUCUCUCGCGAGAUGAAGCAGAUCAUCGCUCAAGUAGCUGAAAAGCAAGCUCUCGAACAGAAAGCUCUCGACGAAGCUUUGAUAGCUCGAGAGAGCGAAGUGCAAAGCAAGAAGCGGUACUACGGAGGCCGCCCCAAAGGCAGGAGCUCUGGGAGAAGCGAUCUCCCAGUUGCCGUGCGGGCAGCUCUCGUGCAGGAGAUGGAACUCGCUGUUGCAGGCGACCGCUUCUCUGACGAAACGGAGUUCUUCAGUUACUUCGCCAAGAAGUUCGCUCUGCCGAAGAAGCGAGUCAAGACUCUGUGGCUGCAGCGGAGCUUGGUCAAGAAGACCUCUCAAAAGAACAAACUCUCACGCAAACCCCACCGCUACACUGGUGCCAAGGGCACCAAGAGGUCGCAUCUCAAGCGUGCGUACAGAGGCUUUCGUCUGCCAGGAGCGGGUCGGAAGCACUCUUUCCCCGACUUGGUGGACAAGGCUCGUGAGUGGUUCAACGAGAUGCGCUCUUACGGGAACCAGGUGCUUCGAGUGGACCUCUACAACUACUACAUCCACCUCAUGGAGAUGGACAAGAUACGGGUGCAGGCGGAUCUCUCUGAUCCGAAGCUGCUGCAGCCAAAGCGGACGCCUCUGCAGGUGAGGCUCUCGGAGCUGGACAAGCAGCUGGCCUCUCAAAAGAAGAGCGACAAAGCCAAAGAGUCUCUGAAAGGUCGUCUCGAGAAGUGGUGCUCUGCAAGGAACUUGAGGCCUCACCUCGUCACCAAGCUCACGCCUCUCCAAGAGCAGUCGAGAUGCCACUUGACGUGGCAAUCUUUCGACAGGGCUCUCUGGCUUGCUGCCUGCUCUGACGAGGAGACUCUGGGGAAGCACGUCUCUAAGCCAAAGCAGUUCUUGGAACACAGAGCCUCUCUCGCGAUCCUUUUCGCCGAUCAAAUUCCGCUCUGGAUAAAGGCGGGUGCCGAGAGGUCUCUCUUCGCCGAGUGGGAGCGAAAACCCACCUCUCAGGCGGCUCUCCGGCAGGACUUGGCUGCUCUGCACGACAAGCAACUCUCUGGGCAGGCGGACGUGGACUCUGGUCUGGUUGUGCAGCACCCAGACUCUUCCGGAGAGCCUCUCGCGGACCGCUUCCGCCUCACUUACGAAGCCCGGCAGGUCUUGUUGAACUACAACUCUCCGGGAACGCCGCCGACUGGCCUCUGUUACAAAGGUCUCAUCAUCAUCAGCGGGCCUCAUGCCAGACUCUCGAACAUCUCUCAAGACGGCAAGUGGCUCUGCGAUGAGACCUUUGAGUGGAGAGGGAACCUUGUCUCUCACAAGAAGGGCACCUCUGUUGGCAGGCUCAUGGAGCCAUGGAGAGCUCUGCGAGCCCAGAAGCCGCACCUCUUUGAGCACGUCUCUGUGAUGAUGCAACCGAGCUCUAAUGCCGACAGCAUCAUACUCUCCUGGGUGGCCCAGGAACUCUCAGAGGCGUUUCCAGCUCUGCUGGUGCAGAGGGACUGCCUGGGAGCCUCUUUCACAGAGUCUGUCUCUGGUGCCCACUUCUUGGGGAACACGAUCCAGACUCUGGUCGCUCCGAAGAUGACGGCCUCUCUCCAGUUGACGGACACAGACUUCUCUCGCAGAUUCAAGUCUCUGUGCCGCACCUCUAUGGCGGAGAGGAGGUCUCUGGGCCAGAAGGCUCUGACAGAGAGCGGCAAAUCCUCUGUCUGGGCUGCCUCUGUGGAGGACAUCUGCGAGACCAUCGUCUCUGCCCAGAAAGCCUGUGCCGAGGAUGCCUCUGACUGG